CCAGAGGCAAAAGGAAGGGUACAGGCACUGCCGCUGAGAGGAGAUCGAGAGGCAGGGGGUGCACUUGACAACGAGCAUGCAGAGAUGUCUGAAGAGGCAGAAGUGGAUGUGAGAGACAGACACACACAGAGACACAGAGAACGAAAGAGGGCAAGAGACUUGACUUUAAAAGACUCCUGCACUGACAACUCCAUGCAGUUCGGAACAAGAACGGCAGCGACCGACUCUGGUUUCAUGGGGACAUGGCAGAACACUGACACUAACCUCUUAUUCAGAAUGUCCCAACAGGCCAUCCGCUGUACGCUGGUGAAUUGCACAUGUGAAUGUUUUCAACCAGGGAAGAUUAACCUGAGAACCUGUGAUCAGUGUAAACAUGGCUGGGUGGCACAUGCCUUGGACAAGCUUAGUACUCAGCACCUCUACCACCCAACCCAAGUGGAGAUUGUGCAGUCCAACGUUGUGUUUGACAUCAGCAGCCUGAUGCUUUACGGUACUCAGGCUGUGCCUGUGCGACUGAAGAUACUACUUGAUCGACUCUUCAGUGUACUGAAGCAAGAGGAGGUGCUGCAUAUUCUACACGGUUUAGGCUGGACACUUCGAGACUAUGUUCGAGGUUACAUCCUUCAGGAUGCUGCAGGCAAGGUGCUGGACCGCUGGGCCAUCAUGUCCAGGGAAGAAGAGAUCAUUACUCUUCAACAGUUCCUGAGAUUUGGAGAGACCAAAUCCAUUGUGGAGCUGAUGGCAAUUCAAGAAAAAGAAGGGCAGGCUGUAGCUGUGCCAUCUUCAAAGACAGAUUCAGAUAUAAGGACUUUUAUUGAAAGCAAUAAUCGCACCAGGAGCCCAAGUCUCCUCGCUCAUUUGGAGAACAGCAACCCUUCCAGCAUUCAUCAUUUUGAAAACAUCCCAAAUAGCCUUGCAUUCCUACUUCCAUUCCAGUACAUAAAUCCAGUCUCUGCUCCACUGUUGGGGCUGCCUCCUAAUGGCCUCCUGCUGGAACAGCCAGCAAUGAGGCUCCGUGAACCAAACCUGACAACCCAGAAUGAGUAUAAUGAAAGCAGUGAAUCUGAAGUUUCCCCUACCCCUUUCAAGAACGAGCAACCGUCCAGCAGGAAUGCUUUGACCAGCAUCACAAAUGUUGAGCCCAAAACUGAGCCACCUUGUGUUUCACCUGUUCAGACACCUACACCUGUCAAUGAUUUGUCAAAAACAGAACACACCAAAAGUUCAUUCCGCAUUCACAGAAUGAGGAGAAUGGGGUCAGCCUCCAGGAAAGGAAGAGUGUUUUGCAAUGCAUGUGGCAAAACUUUCUAUGACAAAGGUACUCUUAAAAUCCACUACAAUGCUGUUCACCUCAAGAUCAAGCACCGGUGCACUAUUGAGGGCUGUAACAUGGUCUUCAGCUCUCUCAGAAGCCGCAAUCGACACAGUGCUAACCCGAAUCCCCGCCUCCACAUGCCUAUGCUAAGGAAUAACCGUGACAAAGAUCUAAUUCGUGCUACAUCAGGUGCUGCCACACCUGUCAUAGCAAGUACAAAAUCCAACCUAACGUUAACAAGCCCUGGACGUCCACCAAUGGGGUUUACCACUCCCCCUCUAGAUCCUGUUCUACAGAACCCUCUUCCCAGUCAGCUAGUGUUCCCAGCUUUAAAGACUGUUCAACCUGUUCCUCCUUUUUACAGAAAUUUACUUACUCCUGGAGAGAUGGUGAGUCCUCCAACCUCACUCCCUACAAGUCCAAUAAUACCAGCAGUGAGUGGUAUGGAGCAGCAUCCCCCUCCUCCUUCAGAGUCAUCAGUACCUUCAGUGCUGAUGCCCACUCCAGAGCCUAAUGCUGACCUUGCCCCUAAGAAGAAGCCAAGGAAGUCGAGCAUGCCAGUUAAAAUUGAAAAGGAAGUUAUUGAUACUGCUGAUGAGUUUGAUGAUGAAGACGAGGAGGUGAAUGAUAGCAGUGCAAUGGUGAAUGACAUUGGUCAUGACGAUCACUGCCAUUCUCAGGAAGAAAUGAGCCCAGGCCUGUCUGUGAAGGAUUUUUCCAAAAGUGACAGAAGCAGAUGCAUUUCCAGGCCAGACAUAAGAAGGGCAGACAGCAUGACUUCAGAGGACCAAGAGCAUGAGAGAGACUAUGAAAAUGAGUCAGAGUCAUCAGAGCCCAAAUUGUGUGAGGAAUCCAUGGAAGGCGAUGACCGCCUCCAUGAACCUAGUGAAAAAUCCAUGAUGCACAGUGACAGACCAGAUGAAAACCACAAUGACUCUUCCAACCAGGAUGUCAUUAAAGUGAAGGAAGAGUAUGCAGACCCUACAUAUGAUAUGUUCUAUAUGAGCCAAUAUGGAUUGUACAAUGGAGGCAGUGCCAGUAUGGCUGCCCUUCAUGAAAGCUUUGCAUCUACAUUCAACUACAGCAGUCCUCAGAAGUUCUCACCAGAAGGUGAAAUGUGCUCCAGCCCAGACCCCAAGAUCUGCUAUGUGUGCAAGAAAAGUUUCAAGAGUUCCUAUAGUGUGAAACUUCACUACAGAAAUGUUCAUUUAAAAGAGAUGCAUGUCUGCACAGUGGCUGGCUGUAACGCCGCAUUCCCAUCACGAAGAAGCAGAGACAGACACAGUGCUAACAUAAACCUGCACCGUAAACUGUUGACCAAAGAACUGGAUGACAUGGGCCUGGACACCUCACAGCCUUCUCUUAGUAAGGACCUCCGUGAUGAAUUUUUGGUGAAGAUAUAUGGCACUCAGCAUCAAAUGGGGCUCGACAUAAGGGAAGACACCUCCUCACCUGCUGGUACUGAGGAUUCCCAUAUGAAUGGGUAUGGCAGGGGCAUGUCAGAAGACUAUAUGGUCCUUGAUCUGAGCACCACCUCCAGCAUCCAGUCCAGCAGCAGUAUCCAUUCCUCAAGAGAAUCUGAUGUAGGAAGCGAUGAGGGCAUUCUCCUGGACGACGUUGAUGGGGCAAGUGACAGCGGGGAAUCUGCACACAAAGCAGAUACCUCUGCCUUAGCUGUAGGUAUGAACACUGAUGUCCCAGGAUCCCUCAUGUUCAGCAGUGUUUCAGUGAGCAACGGUGGGAUAAUGUGUAACAUUUGCCACAAAAUGUACAGCAACAAGGGAACCCUCAGAGUACACUAUAAAACAGUGCACUUGCGAGAAAUGCACAAAUGCAAAGUCCCUGGGUGCAACAUGAUGUUCUCCUCUGUCCGUAGCCGAAACCGGCACAGUCAGAACCCCAAUCUCCAUAAAAACAUUCCCUUCACUUCAGUAGAUUAGU
Pogoniulus pusillus (Red-fronted tinkerbird) is the source of this 3256-nucleotide messenger RNA. It is a transcript of the gene BNC2, whose product is annotated as basonuclin zinc finger protein 2. Bases 85 to 3255 code for a protein of 1056 amino acids. The transcript is spliced from 6 exons. NCBI's taxonomy places the organism in Eukaryota, Metazoa, Chordata, Aves, Piciformes, Lybiidae. Gene Ontology annotation, biological process: regulation of DNA-templated transcription. The record is from RefSeq and is a predicted model, not a curated record. Gene Ontology annotation, cellular component: nucleus.